Molecule: messenger RNA, 1533 nt
Organism: Carassius gibelio (silver crucian carp)
Lineage: Eukaryota; Metazoa; Chordata; Actinopteri; Cypriniformes; Cyprinidae
Product: guanine nucleotide-binding protein G(I)/G(S)/G(O) subunit gamma-5
Exons: 2
Coding region: 77-295 (72 amino acids)
Biological process (GO): G protein-coupled receptor signaling pathway
Cellular component (GO): heterotrimeric G-protein complex
Molecular function (GO): G-protein beta-subunit binding
Source: RefSeq, a predicted model, not a curated record
CAGUACGCCUGUACAGUAACGUCACGUUCAUCCGAACUUGCGCGAGCUCUCUCGGGACCGGAGUCCGUCAGGCAUCAUGUCCAACAAUAACGCGAGCAGCAGCAGUGUGGCUGGGGCGCAGAGAGCCGUCAAACAGCUCAGACUGGAGGCCAAAAUACGACGAAUUAACGUUUCUCAAGCUGCUACAGACUUGAAGAACUUCUGCCUGCAAAACGCACAUAAAGACCCGCUGCUGUUGGGCGUGCCGUCCAGCGACAACCCCUUCCGGCCGCCCAAGUCCUGCGGCCUCCUCUGAACAACUCCUGUCCGAUCACACAUAGGUUACCAACAAACUCCCGUCCUUCUAAAGCACCCUAGAUGCAUUUAGUAAACGCUUACACAGUCAUAAUCGUUUUCAAAUUUAUGAGGCCAUCCAAGAUGGAUACGAGUGUUUCUUCAAUGUAGCAUUGCAUCACUUGCUCACCAAUGGAUGCUCUGCAGUGAAUGGGUGCCGUCAGAAUGAGAGUACAAACAGCUGAUAAAAACAUCCCAAUAAUCCAGAAAAGUAUUCUUGUGAAGUGAAAACCUGUGUGUUUGUAUGAAACAAAUCCAUCAUUGAGAGGUUUAUUCCUUCAAACUGGUCCAUAAUCCAUAUUGUUUGGUGAAAAGAAAUCUUGUCUGAGUCAGGAGAGAAAUAUGCACCGGUCAAGCACCGUAUACAAGCAAAACCAGUUUUAAAUAAACAAGUUUGUGGAUUUUGCUGUGGCCUACUUUCCUCCAGAUCUGUUCCUGGGAACAAACAAACUCACCUACAUCUUGGAUGACCUGUUUUCAGCAAAUCUUCAUUUUUGAAUGAUCUACUCCUUUAAAUAUAUUAAUAUCUAUGUGACAUCUGUUAUUUCAGAGCUGGUGAAGUGCUCAGAUGAUGGGGCUGCCUUCGAGUGUCUGUUUCUACUUUUACACCACUCCAUAAAGACCUGAAAUACUACAAACACUACUUAGCAUAGCAAGAAAUAUUUCCCCUGUAUUAAUUUCCAUCAAACUCAUUUAAUAUCUGCACAGUUGCUGUCUAUUUUUAUUAACUUUAUUAAUGCUGAAUUUACACCGUAUAGUACAGUCAACUGUAAAAGCGAUGACACCCCCAUGUUUUCAAAGUAAUUUUAUGUACAAAACACUAUUUUAUUUGUAAUGCAUAUUUUAUAAAACAAAAAGAUGAAGAUUGUGCUAAGUUUUCCCUUGUUUAUGUGGAAGGAAUGGACAAAUUAAACUAUUAGAAUAUAUUUCUACUGUAUCUGACUUAUGACCUGCAAGAUUUGGUUUGAAGGUCAUUUGUAAACACUGUUAGAUGUCUUCCUUUAUCUGAAGCCCAUCUGAGGUCUGAACUAAUGAGCUGAUGAGUUGAGUCAGGUGUGUUUGAUGAGGAAGACGUUCAAUUUGUGCUCUGUUGAGGAAACCUUUAUUACCUACUGAAUUAACAUGUUCAAAUUAAACCUUUAUUCCCGUUUCAUUGACUUUUUGCUUAACUGACUUUUAAAUAAAGUGUUCUUGAUCAUU